GAAAGUGUCACCAUGCCUCCAAUUAAAGGAAAAAUGUUGUCUUACCCUGAAGAACAAAUGGAGGCGGCUAUAGCGGCUGUAUCAGCAGGAGAGGCUGUUGCAAGAGCAGCGAAGACUUACAACGUUCCACGUGCUACAUUAACUUAUAAAAUUAAAGGCAUUACACCACGGGAACGAAGAAUGGGUCCUAAUCCAAUUUUAAGAGAAGACGAAGAAAAGGUUCUGGUAACGUGGAUAUUUUCAAUGGCAAAAGCGGGAUUUCCUAUUGGAAAAGACACGUUACUUGAUAGUGUUCAGCACUUAAUAAUAGAUUUAAAACGUACUAACCCUUUCACCAACAACAGACCAGGUCGAAAAUGGUACGAAAGUUUUCUUAGACGACAUCCAGAAGUAGCUAAGCGGACUGCUCAAAAUCUUACGAUUAGUAGAUCCUCAGUGACGAAGGAGCAUUUACAAGCAUGGUUUAAGGAAGUACGCAUCUAUCUCGACACAAACGGAUACAGCUCUAUUUUAGAAGAUCCCUCGAGAGUGUUCAAUAGCGACGAAACUGCUUUUUUCUUAAACCCAAAGGGAGGAAAAGUGCUAGCUCCAAAAGGUGACAAAUCUGUUUACCAGCAAGUCAACAGCGAUGAAAAGGAAUGCUUGACCGUUCUUGUAACGGGUAACGCUGCUGGACAAAUACCUCCACCUAUGGUUGUAUUUAGGUAUGACCGGAUUCCAAAGGAAAUUGCUAUGAGUAUUCCUGAGAAUUGGGGGAUAGGAAAAUCUGAAUCCGGGUGGAUGACCGGAGAAACAUUCUUCGAGUUUAUUACAAAUAUUUUUCAUCCUUGGCUACUAGGCAACAAUAUCACAUUACCUAUAAUUCUUUUUAUUGACGGACAUGCGUCACACCUAAAUCUUCAUACUAGCAGGUUUUGUGCAGAUAACGGCAUAAUACUUACAGCACUCUUUCCAAAUGCAACACAUUUGAUCCAACCGAUGGAUCUAGCAGUUUUUAGAACACUCAAAGAGGGAUGGAAAACUAAGGUACAACAAUGGCGUAUAGAUAAUCACGAGUCGCCUGUAUUAAAAAAAGUCCAUUUCUGUCCUUUGUUAAAUACGUUACUACAAGAAAGGUUAACUCCUUCAAUACUUCAAAACGGAUUCAGAAAAUGUGGGCUGGUACCUUGGAAUCCCCAGGAAGUUACCUUACCACUUGUAGCAGGCAAGAUAGAAUCGAAUAUUAAACACCGUGCCACCACUUCAAAAAAUAUUGAUGAACUAAAGCAAGGUUUACAAUUUUUGGAGAAAUUAUUCUAA
Sitophilus oryzae (rice weevil) is the source of this 1299-nucleotide messenger RNA. RefSeq names its product jerky protein homolog-like. Bases 13 to 1299 code for a protein of 428 amino acids. Gene Ontology annotation, cellular component: nucleus. The record is from RefSeq and is a predicted model, not a curated record. The transcript has 2 exons. Gene Ontology annotation, molecular function: DNA binding. NCBI's taxonomy places the organism in Eukaryota, Metazoa, Arthropoda, Insecta, Coleoptera, Curculionidae.